AUGUCUAACAGCAACAGCAACAACAAUGACAAUUAUGAUGCAGAUCUUCUCAAGAUUGCGGAGUUGAGAUUGCAGCUAGGAACUUCAGAAAAUUGUCAAGAAGAGGAUGAGUCUAAACAAACCCAAGAUGAUCAUGAUGGUUCCUCGAGCCAUUCUUCUCCUGAUCAUAGUCUUGCUGCCACUGCUGCUGCCCCUCCUGCUGUCUCUCCUCUGCCAACAUCAACCACCAGAAGUGGCUUUGGUGUCAAAGAAAAUACCACUGCUGCAAGUCUUGAGACAGCUGGAGACUUGGAGCUGGUAGAACUCACCCAAAAAUUUGGCGCAACAUUACCGAUGGGCCACAACAGCCACGACAGAACCACAGAUGAUGCACAUUCGCCACUACAUACAAUUCCAAUGAGGCAACCCGAGUAUUUUGGACAACCACAAACUUGUCCUGGUGCAUAUGCUGUUGUUGGUCCAUGUUUUGCUACUGACAGCGUUAAUCAUUCGAAUGCCGGUAGAAAUACUGGUGCAAGUGACGGAGGCUUUUACAAUUUGAUUGAAGAAAUUGCAGACAAUGAAGUCAUUGCGCAUCCUAUAGACGAUGAUCAGCAGAUAGACCUGUUACCCAAUGCAGUGCCACUACCAACCAACCAGAGAUCCAGAGACUACUACCGGUACUGGAGGCAAAAGUUGCUUUGUUUCCUUUCCGUCGAGAUCAAUGUGGCUUUUUUGUUGUAUCUAUUUUUCUCCUAA
Molecule: messenger RNA, 738 nt
Organism: Seminavis robusta
Lineage: Eukaryota; Bacillariophyta; Bacillariophyceae; Naviculales; Naviculaceae
Source: the annotation of a GenBank genome assembly